GCUUACCUUGAUUUUUUACCCCGAAUCGCAUCUUGAAUUGCCAACAUUCAGGGUACCGAUCGUGGCUGUUACUCGUGGAGGUGUUACUUAGGAUGUAAUCACAAGAAAGUGGCUGUGGCCAGAGAGAGCAUGGCUCGAUACCUCUGGAGGUGUGUGUAUGAGCACGAGAAAGUCCAUAGUCCGAUGGGAACCAGCACUCCUCGCACAGUCUGUCCUUGCAGAAGUCAUGUGCUUCUGCCCAGCUUGCCCUGGUUUGUAAAAGCUGACGCGAGUCCGUGCAGAUGACAGCGUGGUCCUGCAUUUGAUAAUUAGAUCGUAAAGUGUAACUCGUGAAUACAGCGACGUGUCCAUUUGGCUCAUUACUUGACUUCCUUUAAGGUGCAGUCAUUAAGUUACUUUUAUCCUUUAGUUAGGCAGAGAAGAUUCAUACCAGUUAUUACUUGCCAACCUCUUUGGUGUUGAAUGAAAAGCAAAAGCCUAGAAGAAAACAACCAGCUCUAACAGCCUGAACAUUGGGGUCAAACUUGAUUUGCUUUAUGCCCUUGAAAGAAGUUAGACACAGCUUAAACAGAAUGCAUAGGCAGCUAUCAAAAAACAAUAACAACAACAACAGACGUUUUUUGCUGUUGUGUGUUUAUUUCACACGACCCCCGAUUUGCUUUGAUGUCCGUUUCCUAGCGUGCGGCCCCAGAAUUUGUCCAGACCCAGUUAGAGAUCACACCCUUCGGAGAAGACCCACGAUUUGAAGGUUAUGGGUAACCGAAUGACAGCGGGAGUUCCUAGCGGAUGUGAUUCUUGAUCGAGUCGGGGCACAUUCUGCCCUGUCACGUGUUGUAAAAACAUGGUGCAGAACGAAUCUGAGGGGCCAGGGGAAACCAGCCUUGUGCUGUCAACCUGUGCUGCUGUCCGCGAGCCUCCUCUCUUGAAGGAGGAAUUCCUGUGGGUAGUGACGGUCGUCAUGUUGUAUGAGUCACAAGACAGGCACUCGGACCCUUUAGGUCCCAGCACUGAGUGUCUGGGUUCAGCCAGUCUGAGUUGUAGAUUUGGCUCAGGGAUUCCCGGUGGCCAGAGCAAAACGGAGGGACACGCCAAGAUUCUCCUCAUCCACGAGGUGGGGACUGACUGGCCAGUUGUGAAAAGAAGACUUCUUGUGAAAGUUCAGGCAGGAAAGAUAAGGAGAUGGGGAUGUGAGCGACUUUCCUGUCCAGCCUGAGACGUGGCCUUCACGGCACUUCCCCCCCCCCCCCCCCCCCCCCCCCCCGCUUUUGUAGCUUCUGAAUAGAGAUAGGACGUGUGGCUCAGGUGGCAAAGGUCUGCAUCCCGGAUGCUCGGAUCAUCAGCACUUUGCUCCGGGAGGAUGCACUGAGCAGUGUUCUGGGGACACGCGAGAGCAAAGAAUCCCCUUGGUUUGGGGGUGGGUUUGCCCGCACCGUCCUCUCAAGCCCUGCUCCUCGGCCGGUGCUCCGUGGGCUGUGUCUUAGGGGUCCGUACUCAUACAGAAACGUUCUGCCGACAGAGUGUUUUCUUCCUUGCUGAGGGACGGCUAUCAGCAGAGGUCCACGGUCUGUGUUCCAUCCCCGGUCGUCCGUCUCAGAACUUGGUACCUUAUCAAACAACGUUUCUGGAGCCGUGUCCCAUUGCUUCGCCUGCCUCCCUGUCUGCCGUGGGGUUUCUCAGAUACCGCGACUUCCUUGUCUUCCUGGGGUGCCAGAGGGAAGCUCAGAGCGAGAGCGGAGACUGGGCCACACGAGCGAAGCUUCCGCACGUCUGCCCAAAGGAAGACCCCCGGUGCACCAUGAGGUGAGCGCGCUCGGGUGCCCAGAGCCCCGGAGAGCUGCGUGCGGGCUGCGGGAGCGGCUCCGCGCGUCUGGCCUCGCACGUCCCCGGCAUGAGGCCGGGCAGCAUGGGUGCGCCGCCGCGGGACCGCUGACCCCCGCCCGCCGGGACCAUGAAGGAGGUGGCGCACUGGUCCCCCAGGAAGGUGGCAGACUGGCUGCUGGAGCACGCCAUGCCCGAGUACUGUGAGCCCCUGGAACACUUCACGGGCCGGGACCUGAUCGGCCUGACCCGGGAGGACUUCACGCGGCCGCCCCUGUGCCGCGUGUCGGCCGACAGCGGGCAGCGGCUCCUGGACAUGAUCGAGACCCUGAAGGUGGAGCAGCACAUGGAGGCGCACAAGAAUGGCCACGCCAACGGGCACCUGGGCGCAGGCGCGGCCGGCCCCGGCCUCCAGGCCACGCCCAACGGGGUGCCUAACGGCUACCGGAAGGAGAUGAUCAAGAUCCCCAUGCCUGAGCCCGAGCGCUCCCAGUACCCCAUGGAGUGGGGCAAGACCUGCCUGGCCUUCCUGUACGCGCUCUCCUGCUUCGUCCUCACCACGGUGAUGAUCUCGGUCGUCCACGAGCGAGUGCCUCCCAAGGAGGUGCAGCCCCCGCUACCGGACACGUUUUUUGACCAUUUUAACCGCGUGCAGUGGGCCUUUUCUAUCUGUGAGAUUAACGGCAUGAUCCUCGUAGGACUCUGGUUAAUUCAGUGGCUGCUCUUAAAAUACAAGUCUAUCAUCAGCAGAAGAUUUUUCUGCAUAGUCGGCACGCUGUACCUCUACCGCUGUAUCACAAUGUAUGUAACCACACUCCCGGUGCCCGGUAUGCAUUUCAACUGCUCUCCGAAGCUGUUCGGAGACUGGGAAGCACAAGUGCGGAGGAUAAUGAAGCUCAUUGCCGGUGGCGGCCUGUCCAUCACCGGCUCUCACAACAUGUGCGGGGACUACCUGUACAGCGGCCACACGGUCAUGCUCACGCUCACUUACUUAUUUAUCAAAGAGUAUUCCCCUCGACGACUGUGGUGGUACCACUGGAUUUGCUGGCUCCUCAGCGUGGUUGGGAUCUUCUGUAUUCUCUUAGCGCAUGACCACUACACUGUGGACGUGGUGGUGGCGUAUUACAUCACCACGAGACUCUUCUGGUGGUACCACACUAUGGCCAAUCAGCAAGUGCUCAAAGAAGCUUCCCAGAUGAACCUCCUGGCUAGGGUGUGGUGGUAUAGGCCAUUUCAGUACUUUGAAAAGAAUGUCCAAGGAAUCGUACCUCGAUCUUACCACUGGCCCUUCCCCUGGCCGGUGGUCCACCUCGGGAGGCAGGUGAAAUACAGCCGCUUGGUGAACGACACAUAACGGCCGCACCAAGUGGGGGACGAGGACCCUUUCCAAGUGCUGAGAACUACAGUGAGAGCAGACGCCAUAAACAGACGAUCCCAUUAUCUUUCAGCAGUUUCCUUGACUUAACCUAUUGAGUUACCUGGUCAGCACUGUGAUCUUUUUUUCUCUCCAAAGGACCUGCGUGGGACAACAAUAAAGAAAACGUAACCUAUCAUGCACUGCACACAUUUCCUGUUCGUGAGUCCGGGGUUCCGCAUAAGCUGCAUCACCACGUUCCUUUGUAUACGAUGCAACAGCAUAAAUGUAAGCUUUUCUAUCAUCCGUUCUGGUCUUUCCAGUCACAUCUGGAAAAUAAAGCGUAUUAUUUUCUUGGGAAAACAUACUUUUCAUAUCUCUUGCCCCAAAGAUUGGGCUGUAAGCCAUUUUCUAGCAAAUGUCUCUAUGAAGGUUUCUAAGUACCUGAAUGGGGUUCGAUUCUGAAAUCUUUCUACCUGUUGCACCGCUAUUCAAAUAAAAAAUGACAGACACAGAAAGGUGUGGUAACUUUGGGUUUUGUAAAAAGCAGAGAGAGUGUGUCAAAAAGUGCAAAAAAAAAAAAAAAGAUUCUGUUAUAAAGUGAUUUUCUAAGUAUUUCCUAACUUUAUUUUUCAAAAUGAUGUUAUGAAAACCAAAUUUCAAGAUUUUUACAUGUCAGAGAGAAGAGAGUUAAAAUUAAAAAAAAAAAAUGCUUCUUGGGAGAGAAAUUUGUCUAUGUUUCUAGUGCCUUUCUUGUCUUGAUUGUAUGGUCAGUAGGCAAUCUUAAAUGUUUUUAUUUAAAAUAAAAUAUUCCAUGAAAAUAUAAAUGUAAGUAUACACUACUAAAUUUUGCAUUUAUAGCUAAAUUAAACCUGAAGACUGCUUAUGGUUUUUAAAUUGCUAUGAAUUAACGAAUGGGGGAGUUAAUUAGAAAAUCAGAGCCCUGUUCCCAUAUUGUGAGCAGGUGGCAAUGACAUGUACCACUUAAAUUAUUUUAUCAUCUGUUUGGUGGUUCGAUUUUAACUAUACAGUGAAAACAGCCAUGCAUACUUUGUUUUUAAAAAGAGAGUUUUGAAAAUGAUCACUUAACUAAAACUUGAAAGCUAUAAAUUAGUUAUCCAUACUCUGAUGACAAUUUUGUUGGUGAACAACAAAACAGAGAUCUAUUUCUUUAAAAUAUAUUUGUGCAGAAACUGCAUGUAUCUCUAAGUUUUACUCCUAACAGAAGUAUGUUUGGGGAAGUAUUCUAUUCCAUACUUGCCAAUGUGGAGAACAAAAUAGUUUUUUAAGAAUGAAGAAGUAUAUAUAUCCAUUCUGUAUUUUACGUGCAGCAGAAUUAUCUUCCGUAGGGUUUUUUUUUUUCCUGUGUAUUCACAAGGUGAUAUUUGUAUUGUAAAACAAUAAUGGUGAAGGAAAUAAAAAGGCUUUUAAAAUUUUGUUUGUUUUAAA
Acinonyx jubatus (cheetah) is the source of this 4621-nucleotide messenger RNA. RefSeq names its product sphingomyelin synthase 1 (gene SGMS1). Gene Ontology annotation, biological process: sphingomyelin biosynthetic process; ceramide biosynthetic process. The record is from RefSeq and is a predicted model, not a curated record. NCBI's taxonomy places the organism in Eukaryota, Metazoa, Chordata, Mammalia, Carnivora, Felidae. Gene Ontology annotation, cellular component: endoplasmic reticulum membrane; Golgi membrane. Bases 1949 to 3172 code for a protein of 407 amino acids. The transcript has 6 exons. Gene Ontology annotation, molecular function: ceramide cholinephosphotransferase activity; sphingomyelin synthase activity.